This is a messenger RNA of Eruca vesicaria subsp. sativa (arugula), 454 nucleotides long. Lineage: Eukaryota; Viridiplantae; Streptophyta; Magnoliopsida; Brassicales; Brassicaceae. The record is from the annotation of a GenBank genome assembly.
AGUCAAAAAAAAAAUUGUGUAGAGAGAUAGAGAAAGACGAGGGAAAGGAGAAACUAGAGAGGAUGGGUUAUUGUUCUGCGAUUAGGCUGUGUCUAUGCAUCUUCUUUGCACUUUCAAUCGUCUCUACGGCUAGACUCGGUUUUCCAUUUUCAGAAAAUGAAAAGGUGGUGGUGAGAGGAAGAUCAUUGAUGAUGGUGAGCACCAAUGACUAUGACGAGCCAUCGGCCAACGGCAGACACAACCCACCUGGUGGGAGGCAUGGCGGAGGUCGGAGAGGCUGAAACAUACAAAAAGUUUUCUUAUUGUUAACGAGAUUAUGUUUUGGAUAUAUACAUAUAUAUUUAAGUUUUACUCAUUUCUCUCAUCACCUUCAUCUCUUUAUAUAUUGAACAAAUAAAAGCCAUGGAAAAUAAUAUGUACUGGAAAAUUAAUAAGCAGAUAUGAACACUUCUAU